UCGCAGCAAACACACCUCGGCCAUGUUUGUAUUCUGGUCGUGAAUGGAUAUCACUGCCGCAUAGGAGCCGUUCCCUUGCUAGUCCCACGUAUUGUGCCGUUAAAAUGGUGAAAUACUAACGAUUAAAUGCACACUCCAGUUUUGUAGGAAGACUCUAAGCGGGACGCGCCUUGCACCAUGUCAGCCAACGCUCAGGAUUUUGACUUUGAUGAAUUCGACAAACCUGGUGCUGAGCGGUCGCGCAGGAGGAGAGGCGAAGAUGACGAUCUAGAGAGUGAUUUGGAAGAGGAUUUGUUGGGAGAGGACUGGCUGUCAGGUAAAAAGAAUCCCUCAGAAGGGUCAGAUGAAGAGCUGAAUGAUGACCUUCUACAAAGUGACGAUGAAGAUGUAAAUAUGAGCGGUCAGAAUGUGAGCCUCAAUGCCACAUACAGCUUGGGCACAUCCUAUGACCAGCAGGACAACUUGCAGGAAGCAGACUACACAGAUGACGUUGUGAACCUGGGCGCAGAGGGCUGUGAAGAAGGGGAUGGAGGGGAGGAGGGGUACCAGGGAGGGGAGUACACGCAGGAAUACAGCCAAGACGGCAACUCAGAGAUGCCUGAAGACCAAAUGGAUUACACUGGAGAGGUAGCUGAGGGUGACGAUGGCUACCAGGAUGAAGUGUUAGACAUCCAAAUCAAUGAGCCCAUAGAUGGUGAAUUUCAAGAUGAUGAGUACCAAACCUCCUAUGUUGAUGGGCGUCUGGGUGAACAUGGAGUCCAACAGGAGGCAGUCCCUGAGGAGGAGCAGGAGGAGGAAGGGGGAGAAGAGCAGCAGGAAGAGGAGGAGGAAGACACAGCCAAGGGCUUUGACACAGAGGAGGUUGAAAAUGAAGCCAUGCCUGAAGAAGAAACAAAGGAGGAAUCAGACGAGGAGGACGAGGAAGAUGAAGAGUCUGGCCGUUUACGGUUCAAAUCUGAAAGAAAGGACGGCGCUGUUGUGCGGUUGGCUAACGCAGGCUGUAGCAGGAGGGAUAUCCCUGAAACACUCGAACUGUCAGAGGAGGCUAAGCAAGUUCUGAUGGCAUUUGAGGAACAAGAACGGCAAAAGAAACAAAACCGAUACGGAGGCCGAGGCAUGCGAGGAGGAAUGCGAGGCGGCAGAGGAAGAGGAGGCUUCCCACCCUAUGGAAUGGGAGAUUUUAGAGGAGGAUACAGAGGAAGAAUGAAUGACCAGAGGCUCCCCCUGAUGGGAAACAUGGGCAUGCAGCAGCCAUCCUCCCGAAUGCCUCUUCCUCAUCAGCCUCAUCAGCAGCAAAUGCACUCCCAGCAGCACCACCCUUCACGUCCAAGAGGACCUCCUCCCUUCCAAGACCACGGGCGCCCGCUGGUCCAGCAGCCCCUUCAGCCCCUCAUCCCCCCGCACAUGGCUCACCGCUCCCCGCCGUUGAGGCCCCAGAUGGAGCCGCCACCACGAAUGAUGAGCUCCCCGCCACCUAAUUUCCCUCAGCAUCACCAGCAGCAGCCUCCACAGCCCAAAAACAUCCACAUUAACCCCCAUUUCAGAGGGCCCACGUCAUCCUCUGUACAAGUGCCCUUGAUGCCUCCUGCUCAGAGCCAGCCCAGACCUGCUGUGGGUCCUCAGAGGUUCCCUGGACCGGGAGACUUCCAGCAGCACAUGUCUGGUAAUUUCGGUCAGCCCCAGCGGCCCCCUCAUCACAUGGAGCCCUUUAGGAACCAGCCACCUCAAGGCCCCCAAGACAGAGAGCCCCUCUUUAUGGGAGAGCACACAGAGUCAGCGAGGUUUCCAGGGCAGCACAUGUUUGAUCACCAGGGCCCCACUCCUCUGAUGAACAGCAGCCACAACCUCCAUCAGCAGCAGCAGAUGCCCGGCCAGGGCCAAAUGGGUUUCGGCCCCCCAGGACCAGCCUUCAACCAGCCGGGCCAGGGUCCGCUAGGACUUUUUCAGAGAGAACCCCCAAGACCCAACCUCCCUCCCCACCAAGGUCAUCAGGGGAUGGUCGGCUUGAAUCAACAAGGUGGGCCCCCCAACCAGCCCAGACCCUUCAUGGGCCCUCGGCAGCCGUUUGGCCAGCAAGGGAACCUUUUUCCCCCUCCACAAGUUCCGUUUGGGAUGCAGGUACGACUAAGAGGCUUAAUGCACGGCCCUCCUGUCAACCAACUUCCACAUCACGACAUGCCGCCCCAUCAGCCCAUGCACCAGCAGCAGCAACAUCAUAGGCAGGACUUACCCCAUCAUCAGCAGCAACAUCUAAAUGUCAGUGAGCCUCGCCCCAUGAUACACCAUGGACAGAAUCCCUUCCAUCAACAGCAGGCGCAUGGUAGCCCCAGGCAGAUGACGCCCCGCCCUCAGAACCCCCAACAGCGCAACAUGUCCAACAGGCAGAGGAUGAGCACACCUGUCUCCAAGCAAAUGCAACAGCGCAACAGCAACCUCCGGGAGCUCCCCGUAGCACCUGGCAACAUGAACAUGAACAGUGCCCGCCCCGCCGCCAACGUUAGGCCUGUUGCCAAGGCAACACAGGGGGCGCGUCCUGGGCAGAGCACUCAGCUGGUGCCUGACGGUGGCAGAGGAAGAGGCCAAGUUGCUGCCAAGAUCGAAUCACAGCCUGGAGAGGCAGGCAGGACAGUUGUUCGCAAAGAAAUCGCAAGCACACCCUCCAGCACGGCACCACAGGACCCCGAUGAGGAUGAAGAGACCCGGCAGUACCGUUUGAAGUUGGAAGAGCAGAAGCGCCUGAGAGAGGAGAUCCUGAAGAGAAAGGAGAUGCGACGGCAGAUGCAGGCUGGCGUCAGAAAGAAGGAGCUACUGGACAGACUCAACGCCCAGACACCGGGCCAAGGCCAAGCUCCUCCACAGAUUCAACCUUCACAACAAAAUCAGCAAAUGCCACACCCUGUCCAGCAACAACAACCACCACCACCACUACAACCACAGCAGCAACGACAGGAACAAAAACAGCCGCUGCAGCCACAGCCACAGCCACAGCAGCAGAGACAGUUGCCCCAGAGAGCACAACAAUCAUUAAAUCAAUCAUUAAACAAUCCUAAUCAGGCCACCCCCAUCCCUCCCAACGGCAGUCCUCAGAUCCCUACACCACGUCCCAAUGUCAAGACACGCCUGCAGAUGGUAAAAGGUAGCACUCAGCUGCAACAGACCCCUGGGCCUGGUCCAAACCAGCAGUGGAAACCACCACUUCAACAAAAUAGGCAGCAGUUGCAACAACAACAACAACAACAACAGCGAAGGAACAGUGCUGGGCAGACCUUAAACAGACCUGGUUCUCUGAUCCAGCCUGAUCAGGGCCCCCCAAAGAACAUACCUGUAACCCCGUCUGUGGGCCCUGGCCAGGCUCAGGCUCAGACUCAAGGACCUAAACUUGGGGCUAAAAGAACUGUGAUGCAGCGGGCCAAGAAUCCUAGUUUCGAAGGGCAGGUGCCACAAAAAGUCAGAGUCGUCAAACUUUCAGGAGCGAGUGGAAAGGGGCCAGUGCCAGCCAGCAGCCCAGUGCAGCAACAAGGCACCUGGCCGGCAACGCCGCUCAACCAAAGGAAGGUUACCAUGACAGGGCAGCAGCAACAGGGACCAGGCGGAACACCACAGGCUGGCCGAGGGGUCAUGGGCAACCCGCAGCAAAACAGGGUUGUCGUGUCGGGCCGGGGCCGAGGUAGAGGGGGUGGUCCGAUGGGUCGAGGUCGUCCAGUGUCCACCAGACAGAGCCAAAGAGGAGCAGAGAGCGAACGAUGCACUGUGUCCAUAGAGGGCCUCUCCUCAUCCACAACUGACGUUCAGCUGCAGAAUCUUCUCAGGUCCAUCGGCCCCAUCGAGAUGUUCAAAAUGAUGCCCCAGCAAAGGAAAGCAAUCGCCAAAUUUUCCAGUCCCCAGCAUGCAGCGAGUUUUCAAAUGAGCUUCCACAGGUCACAAGCUGUCGUCAGCCUGGUUGCUAGCCCCCAAAGAAAACUUUAAAGACCAUGCCAAGGGUUUAGCAUGUUUCAGCAAUCAACAAAUUGGGUUAUGAGUGUGUUAUAAUUUACUACUGACUGCUUUGCAAAUUAUAACUACAACUUUUCCCAACUUAAAGUCAGCUGUUGGUUUUAGUUCAUGCAAGCACUUACUCAGUUUACUUAAAAUUGGCAGGCCACCUCAUGCAGCUAAUUGGCUUUCCUUUUUGUCAAAGUUAUGUUAUUGUUGCAUGAUAAUGUGGUUUAUAUUAUUGGUUCCUUGAUGUGUUUAGGUGCUUAUGAAAAGCUCCAACAUCUGAAAUUUGAGUUGGGUUGUUUAUAGUUUGUUCCUCUAAUGUAAGGAUUUAAGGUUAACUUUGGAAACCCUAGCGGAUCAUUUGAAACCGCUUGCUACUAGGGAUGGGCGAUAUUAUGGUAUAUUUAUCAUGCAACGAUAGAAAUGUGUCCACUGGUAGAACUUUGGCAAUACUGUGUCAACUAUGGGUGCUAUUCAUGGCAGGCUUUGUGGCAUAUCAGGGGCUGGACUGUUCUGUGUACUUGGGAUUAUCCCAUGAUCUUGCAAUCUAGCAAAUCUGUUAGCUUCAAAGGUAAUGUGAUUUGGACAGACAUGAAGGAGGAGAGCAAAGUUGUAAAUCCAGAAAACUGUAAGACUUAGAAUUAUUGUUCUCAAGAACCUUAAACCUCUUUUGAAAGAAAUUUGGUUUUGUUAAGGAGUGUUGUCUCAUGUGAGGCAGUUUUUUGUUUGUAUGGAAGUUCUAAAUAAAAGAAGAAAAUAAUGACAUGAUGAAGUACAGUAUGGUUAUUUUUCGACCAUUUAUCAUUACAUAUACUGCUACUGUGAUAGAAAACUACAUAUAUUGUGAUAGAAGGUUUUGGCCAUAUCGCCCACCCCUACUUGCUACUGUUUUGAAGACUGAUUUCUCAAAGGCUUUGCUGUCAUGCUGGUAUGAAAAAUAAUUCUUUUGCUGCAUGUUGUAUGGUGUUGUAUGACACAUCACCAAACUGAAAGUUCUUAAUCAGGUUUUAUAAGCUAAUUCCCCUUAAGUUGUGCUAAACAACAAAGAAGAUAAAGUAUGCCAUCUCCAGUUGUUGUCUUUAUUGAGUUCAAGUAAUAGCUGCACCUUGUUUUAUUUAAGUUUACGAUACACCAGGUGAAUAUUUUUUGUACCAGCAGACAGCACCUUUAAGUGUCUUUAUUUGCCUUGUAUUUAUCUUUGAGGAAAUCAGUUGCUUAAAAUUGUGAUUCUAAUGAAACCAUUAAAAGUCAAAGUAUCGAUUACAUGAGAGGAACAAACUGGUUGAGCAAAAGCAUCCAAAACUAUUGGCAUGGUCAAACACUGACUUGUGGUGCUCCUGGGUGAAUCACAGUGGGCUGUUUGAGGUUGUAGUUUGGUUUUGGGCGGCACUGUAGAGCACACAAUACCGUGAGCUCUAGUAUUAACACUAAUUUUUCAACAGCGUGCUGGUGAGAGGAGCCAUUGAUCGGCUUAAACCACGAUACUUCUAUGUCACUUUACGUGCUUUAACUCACUCACUUAACACUCACGGUUCCUUUACAGUGAUGCAGUGUCCGGCCUUGGAAGGAAGAUUUUACUUGAGCUAAUUUCCCUCACUAAAUAGAUGUCGCAUUCACUUGGUCUGCCACAUUUCCUUCCAUUACUGCUUUUCCUGCCACGGCUGUUCUUCCAACUUACAUGUAUUUGACAGUCACCCAUCUUUUCCUCGAUGCUGCUGCUGUUGUUGAACUUAAGACUUCUGUAUCAAGCAGGGUGGCCUACCUGGAUUACCAUUGUUUCUUUAGCCCAGUUGGAUGGAGGUUUCCAUCUCUGUGACGACAGCCGGGUUCACAGAGCAGACACGUAACUCUAAAGCCGCUUUAUGGCUUUCACUGCACCAAAGGUCAUCCCAGCUUCUUGACAUGCAUUGUUUGGUUGGAUUUUGAGAAAAAAAAGACACUACAGUGGUUUCCUCAUCCCGAACAGUACGGUGCACCAAAUAAUGACUGAAUGAAAAUCCAAUCUCGAGUUUUGGCUGAAACUGUUGACAAUCCAUCCUGUUGUGUGUUUUCACAAUUUGAUGUAUGACAUGAUGAAACAUAAUGUUCUGUGUUGGAAAGUUCCGAUAUCAAUCAUGUUUCAUGUUCUUAAGCUGUACACUGUGAUUUACUAAAGAAAUGUUUUCUAAAAAAGGGAAUAAUUCUUAAAGAGAUGGAAUGUGUUAAAAUUGAGAAGAAACUGGAGAAAAAUAAACUUUUUGAUAAACACA
Epinephelus moara (kelp grouper) is the source of this 6227-nucleotide messenger RNA. RefSeq names its product RNA binding motif protein 33a (gene rbm33a). The coding region runs from base 178 to 3966 and encodes 1262 amino acids. The record is from RefSeq and is a predicted model, not a curated record. NCBI's taxonomy places the organism in Eukaryota, Metazoa, Chordata, Actinopteri, Perciformes, Serranidae. Gene Ontology annotation, molecular function: RNA binding. The transcript has 19 exons.